CAGGUAAAGAAAGAAGUUUUGUCUUGGUGAAGAAGAUAUCUCCAAAUCCUCAAAUUUAGAUUAUUUUGUCCUUCCAGCUGAAGAAAUGAUCGAAUUUUAGUCCUCUAGGUUAUAAAUGUGAUGCAGUGGCUAGUGAAUUUGGCCACAAAUGGAGCAGCAGCAAGAAGUGCAAAGUGUCCUGGUGGUGUGGAGAGGACAAAGUUUUGUUGUGGAGAUGAAUCCAAGUGCCACUCUUAAGGAGAUGGGGCAAAAAUUGCAAGAACUCACAAAUGUCGAGGGGGAUACUAUGCGCCUAUUUGUUCCCUUCGAGAAGAGUUCAAAAGUGUUCUAUCCUUUUUCGAAUGAGCAUUCUCUUCUAAACUUGGAAUCAAUAUCAGUUUUUAAGGGAAAAUCUAUCCGAAUGAUGGGAGUGCCCAAAGAUGAGGUUGAUGAAAUCCUACAAAAUGAGAAAGCCAACCAUAGAAUCGCUGGUUUUGAUGAAGAAGAGAAGAGAAUGAAGCAGAGAUAUGCUUAUGGAUCCAUUCCAACACCGAAACUUCCUCAAGGAAACUAUAUCUUCUGCGAUUUUCAAACACUUAGCCUUCCUGGAAUAGAGUUAAAUCCUCCUGCGUCAAAGGCUCUCAAUUUGCUGCAUAAGCUUGCUUCUGACCCAGGAAUUGUUGCAAUUAUGAAUAAGCAUCGGUGGCGUGUGGGAUUGCUGACCGAACUGGCACCAGUUGGGUAUGUCGGAGUGAGUCCCAAGUGCAUCCUUGGCUUCAAUAAGAAUCAUGGUGAAGAAAUAUCACUGAGGCUUCGGACUGAUGACCUCAAGGGUUUUAGAAAAUAUGAAAGCAUCAAAAAGACUCUUUUGCAUGAGCUGGCACAUAUGGUCUUCUCCGAACAUGAUUCAAACUUCUUCGCUCUGAAUUCACAGCUUAACAAAGAAGCUGCUACUCUUGAUUGGACAAAAUCGAGAGGCCAUACUCUGAGUGGAUUCUCCUAUUCAGGACAUGAAGAGGAGGAGUUUGACACUGGUAGCAACAUGACUUCACAUAAGCUUGGAGGGCAGACUUCUUUCCUUCCUAAUGCCCGGGCGGCUUCAGUGAAUGCAGCUUUUGAGCGUUUAGCUAAUGCAUCUACCAACUCUUCAGGAUCAUCUGAGGAAUCUGGUGCUUUACAGGCUUCUGAUGUCGAUGGCAAUCAGAAUGGGGAAGAGCCUGAUAUUGACGACUCUAUACUUGAGCCUGAUAUGGAAUCACAGCAGAGUCAUGUUGAUAUGAAUUCACAUCAUGAAGAAGGCUCAUUGCUGAAGAGGAGUGAGCAAUCUGACAUUGACGAUUCCAGGAUUGGCCACAUGGAGGUCACCAUUCAGGAAUCCAAUCUUGAUGAUUCUGUAGAAGACCGAAAUGAAAUGAGAGUUCAAAAUGCCGUCCAACCUGAUGGAAUGAAUAUUCUUACGUUAGAAAACACUGAAUUGCGUGGCAGUUUGAGUACUCAUCUUGAUGGACUUCAUCCAAAUGAUUCUACAGCCGGAGAAACGCAGCUAGAACAUGAUCCUGUCGAGGCAGCAACUGGUACCCAAACCGUUGAGCCUGAUCCUGACAAUCUCGAGUUGCAGGUUAUCCAAGAUCCGGUUAUCAUUUUCUGUAAUCAUCUGCAGAGUGCAAUCCAGUCCUUGAAAUAUGAAGCUAAGCCCUCAGAAGCUGGUACUGUCCUGCAAACUUUAAUUAAAAUAAUACGUAAUAUAAUCGAACAUCCGGAGGACAUGAAGUUCAAAAGGUUAAGAAAGGCGAAUCCGAUGAUACAGAAGAAUAUUCUUACUUACAAAGCUGCUGUCAAUAUUCUAACACUUGUCGGCUUUUGCGAAGACAAUAUUGUGGAUGAAUGGGGAAGGGCUGAAGUCUUUUUAACCUUAAAGCGAAAUGACCCAGGCUUGUUAUGGCUGACAAAAUCUUCGCUCGAGUCCCAUGUCUCAUAGCCUUCGAACGAGGUAGGCAGCAAUGUCGCAAUCUAUUAGGUUGCAAUAAUUUGAAAUUGUUGAAAGGGAACACAUUAACGACUAUCAAUGUACAAAAACAGAUCUGUGUGCAAUAAAGGAAGGUUUAUUUGUAUCCAUAAUUCCCUUGGUGCAAAAACAGCUAACAGAACAUGCUGGCAAAAACAGUUCUUAGUUCAGAUCCAGAUAACAUUUAGAUUGCAAACUGGAAAUUCGAGAUGGCAGUCAGACAUUUUGAUUUAUGAAUCAUGUGAUCAAGCAGAAGAGCAAAGAUGGAUCGGAUCAGCUAAGUUUACAUGAAGAAAUAAACAACGCGAGCGAAGCAUGUAAGAAGUAUACUAUAGUCGCCAGCCUUGGUUACGGUCCAAACAUUAAUUCAAACAGAGAAAUCUUUGGAGUAAAACAAGAGACUACUUCAAACAAAAGAACUUUGGAAGUAAACAAGAGACGCGGGGGACAAGGAGUUGUCUGAAACCGAAAUCCAAGGGUGCCUUCUGUCAGUUCAGUAUGUGCAAUGAAAAUCACAAUUCUCUCCCCACUUUAGCACCCCAACUUUCAUGUAAAAAGUCAUCAUAGUUGGAGACAAAUCUGACCUUCAACCAUGUUCAAGAAACCUGUAAUGAGGCAGAGCAGUCAAGGACCUUCCAUGGAGAUGUCAUUAACGGGAGAAGUAUUUGAAUUGGCGCCGAAUUCGUUGUUUUGUGCAGUGGUGUUUUGACUCUGCCCGGCUCCAAAAGUGAAAACCUGGGGGGUGUCCAAUUGGGGACGCAAAAAUAUUGAAGCACUCGCAGUGUUGCUGAAGACCGGAGCUGUGACUGGCGGAUCAUUUGGCAUUGAGUAGCCGAAGCUGAAUGGUGGCUGGUUAGGCAUGGCGACACUGCUGCUCUCAUUUAAACCAAAAAGUUUCUGUUCAAACUCCUCUAAUUGCUGGGAGACAUCUGGGAAUCAGUAGAAUAAAAAUUAGGUCAGCAGUGGUAUUACAGAGAUCCAUCGGAAACUAAGGAUCCCCAGUAUUGUCAGUACCUAGGGUUAAAGGAAGUAAUAAAUUACAAGUGAUGUAUACAGUUCGAAAAGGCAUCCAAGUAACUCUGUGAGUAAUUAUUCAAUGAAAGCUUUAUAAAUGACAGAAGUAUAUUAACAA
Andrographis paniculata is the source of this 3116-nucleotide messenger RNA. RefSeq lists its product as uncharacterized. Bases 149 to 1957 code for a protein of 602 amino acids. The transcript is spliced from 13 exons. The record is from RefSeq and is a predicted model, not a curated record. NCBI's taxonomy places the organism in Eukaryota, Viridiplantae, Streptophyta, Magnoliopsida, Lamiales, Acanthaceae.